AUGUCAUAUUCCAAUUUUAAUUAAGAGUAUCCGGAGACUAAGUCCCAUUCAGAUUACUAUGAUUAAUUAGAUAAGUUGGGAUAAAAUCAAACUCAAGCAACUAGAAGAAAUUCUCUUCCCAUUUAAUUAGAGGAUGGCGAAAAGAAAUUAAAAGAAAAAUACAUCCUCACUCGCAUAAAUGAACUAGGAUUGGACUAGAAUAAGGCUAUAUAUGUCCUGGAAAAUAUGGCAGAGGAAUGCAUUAGGCAAAAUGAUGAAAAUGUAGUUUUACAUAGAGUCAUUUAGACUAUUCUUUUAAUGGAAACGUUUCCAAAGGCAACAUCGAAAUAAUAAUAAGGACAUUAUUUUGACUAAAUCAAAUAAUUGAUAGGAAAAGUAAGUCCCAAUUUUUUUAGUUAUUUAAAUGAUUAAAAAUAAAGGGAAUAAUAAGAAAAUUUAUUAGGUCUAACUUGCAAUAUAUGCUUAAAUGAAUUGAAGAUCUAAAAUAUUAAAUUAGAAUUACUUCUUAAAAAUAAUAUUAGAGAUUGCCUGCAAAAUUAUAUCAUCGAUAAGAUUAAUAAUGGAUUGGUCGAAGAAAUUUAUUGUCCAUAAAUUCAUUGCGAGUUUAAAUUCAAUGAUGAUAUUUUGGAAUCCUUACUAGAUCAAGACAAUUUCAAUAAAUUGAAGCGAUUUAGAAAAAUCAGAAAGAUCUAAUUGGACUAAAAUUUUAUUUGGUGUCCUAGACCUGGUUGUGAAGAAAUAGUGAGAAAAAGUAAAAAGAAAACUCUCAAAUGUUCAUGUGGACAGCUUAUUUGCAAUAAUUGCAAUAUGAAAGUUCAUAGUAACCAACCUUGCAAAGAUCAAUUAGAUUAAGACAUUAUUAAAUCUCUUAAGAAGUUUAAAAUUAAAAAAUGCAAUAAUUGUGGUUCGCUUAUUCAAAAAAAUGAUGGAUGUAAUCAAAUGAUUUGUCAAUAUUGCAAAAAUUAAUUUUGUUGGCUAUGCUAAUAGAAAAUCACAGAUAAACACUAUAAAUAUUACAACUUAUUUGGCUGUCCUGGAUUGAGAUAUUCUCAUAGAGACCCUUAUAAAUAUCCAAAAAUAGUUAGAUUUUUUAGAUUUUUAUUUGUUCUAAUAUUUGGACCUCCAAUCUUUUUGAUUGGGUUUAUAAUUGGAUUCAUCGUUCUAUCAUUUACACUGCCUGCUAUUAUUUAUAUGGAUUGUGUCCAUUAAAAUAAAUUUUAGGAUUAUCAUUGUUGCAAGAAAACAGCCUAUAUUAGUUUAUUAUCGAUUGCUUGCAUAUUAUUAUCACCAUUGAGCUUUGUUUUUGUAACCAUUUGUUUAAUUCUACUUGGAAUUUUUUGGUUAUGUUAUGCAAUAUAGAUGCUUUAUCGGUGGCUAAAAAAAAAAUGA
Messenger RNA from Paramecium tetraurelia, 1389 nucleotides. RefSeq lists its product as uncharacterized. Gene Ontology annotation, biological process: ubiquitin-dependent protein catabolic process; positive regulation of proteasomal ubiquitin-dependent protein catabolic process; protein polyubiquitination. Gene Ontology annotation, cellular component: ubiquitin ligase complex; cytoplasm. The record is from RefSeq and is a predicted model, not a curated record. NCBI's taxonomy places the organism in Eukaryota, Ciliophora, Oligohymenophorea, Peniculida, Parameciidae. The transcript has 3 exons. Gene Ontology annotation, molecular function: zinc ion binding; ubiquitin protein ligase activity; ubiquitin conjugating enzyme binding.